Messenger RNA from Tachysurus fulvidraco (yellow catfish), 509 nucleotides. RefSeq names its product C-C motif chemokine 3-like. The coding region runs from base 66 to 383 and encodes 105 amino acids. Gene Ontology annotation, cellular component: extracellular region. The transcript has 3 exons. Gene Ontology annotation, molecular function: CCR chemokine receptor binding; chemokine activity. Gene Ontology annotation, biological process: monocyte chemotaxis; lymphocyte chemotaxis; positive regulation of ERK1 and ERK2 cascade. Lineage: Eukaryota; Metazoa; Chordata; Actinopteri; Siluriformes; Bagridae. The record is from RefSeq and is a predicted model, not a curated record.
UAAUACCAUUCUGCUCCUGACCAUCAAUAUCUUCAUCAUUCUCUUCAACAUCUUCAUCAUCAGUCAUGAGCUCUCAUUCUCUCCUGUUGGUUCUGCUGGUUCUCGCCUGCCUUCAGUCCUUCACAAUGGCCCAGAAUGGAAAUGAACCAGAAGAGUACCACUGCUGUACCAGCUUUCUGAUACAACCAAUCCCUGUAAGAGUCAUUACAGCUUAUGCAGUAACAGAGCUUCAGUGUACAAAACCUGGAGUCAUCUUUACUCUACAGGACGGUCGUCAUGUGUGUGCAGAUCCCAGCUUCAAGUGGGUGAAGAUUCACAUGGACAGAAUUGAGGAGCGUCUGUUUAACAGUCUGAACAAACCUACAGAGAGUUCAAAUCCUUAAAGAGUUUAAAUCCUCUCUCCAUUAAUAAGUAAUGAAUAAUUAUUUUAUAAAAUGGACUUUUUACAUAAUCAGACAGGAGAAACAAAGCUUUUAGUUAUAAACUUAAAUAUAAUCUGAUUUAUUCUA